Molecule: messenger RNA, 1560 nt
Organism: Mytilinidion resinicola
Lineage: Eukaryota; Fungi; Ascomycota; Dothideomycetes; Mytilinidiales; Mytilinidiaceae
Product: MFS transporter
Exons: 3
Coding region: 1-1560 (519 amino acids)
Biological process (GO): transmembrane transport
Cellular component (GO): membrane
Molecular function (GO): transmembrane transporter activity
Source: RefSeq, a predicted model, not a curated record
AUGGUCCCGGAACCACCAGCCACCAUCGUCGAUAAUGACAAGAUCGAAAAACACCAAGACCAUGUCACUACGCAUGCAGCAGAAGAGUUGAAUGGGGACAAGUACCUCGCAUACGCGAACACAAACACCAUCAUCAUAGACGAAGAAACGAACAAGAAGCUAUGUCGAAAAAUCGAUAUGAACGUGUUGCCGUGGCUGUGUGGAUUGUACAUCCUGCAGUAUCUAGACAAGGGUGUGCUCUCCUACGCCGGUGUCAUGGGCAUCCAAAAAGAAAACCACAUGACCUCCUCCGAAUACACCUGGCUCGGCUCCAUCUACUACGCCGGCUACAUCGUCGCGGCGCCCAUCCACAACCGCGCUUUCCAGCAGUUUUCCCCUUCGAAAUGGAUCGCCGGCUGCGUUGUCACCUGGGGUGUCGUCUUGUGCUGCAUGACGGCCUGCCACAAUUGGACGGGGCUCAUGAUUCAGCGUAGCUUUCUCGGCGCGCUUGAGGCGAGUAUAAACUGUGGCUUUGCGCUUAUCACGGCGGCGUGGUAUAAGAAGCAUGAACAUGGCUCGAGGGUGGGCAUCUGGUCGGCUUGCACAGGGUUUGCAACGAUGGCUGGGGGUUUGAUUGCGUUUGGAUGUGUUGCUGGGCAGCAAAAGAACCCGGGGCAGUACUCAAGCUGGAAGAUUCUGGCGCUAGUGACAGGCUUGAUCUCGGUUGUCUAUGGUGCGGCGAUGUGGUGGUGGAUGGCGCCGUCAGUCGUAGACGCAAAGUUUUUCACGGAAGAAGAGAGAACGCUCGCCGUCGAGAGGCUACGUGAGAAUCAUCAGGGUGGUGGAUCGCAGCAAUACAAACGCUACCAGGCUGUCGAGGCGUUCACGGACGUGCGAACCUGGAUGUACGUCCUCUUCGUCCUCUCCAACCAAAUCCCCAGCGGCGGCCUCGUCCUCCUCCAAUCCAUCUUGAUCAAAAACCUCGGCUUCACAACCAAAGAAACCCUCCUUCUGAACAUCCCGCAAGGCUUCAUCUCUAUCCUCUGCAACGCCGGCUUCGGCAUGCUCUCCCAGUGGACAAAACACCGCUCUGGCGCCGCCAUCGGCGCCGCGGUAUUCAGCCUCUUUUGGGCGGCACUGUACGUCGGCCUUGGGAACCAGGGCCAUUUCUACGCAAAGUACGGCCAACUCGUCGCCUACUUCUUCAUGUCCGGCAGCAGCAGCACGGCCUGGUUCAUGGUCAUCUCGAUGAUCAGCUCCAACGUGCUCGGCACGACCAAGAAAACCACGCUCAACUCGGUCGUCUUCGUGACGCUUGGGGCGGCGUAUUUCAUUGGCCCGCAGACGUUCCGCGAUCCGCCGUUUUAUGCGCAUGCGAAGAUUUCGCUGAUUGUGCUGUGGGUUGUGAGUAUUCUCGUGCUGUGUGCGUUUUUGGGGUUGAAUGUAUGGGAGAAUGGGAGGCGGGAGAGGUUGGUGGGUAGGGGUGAUAGGGGAGAGGAGGUGGAUGAGAAGGGGACGGGGAAUGUGGAGUUUAUGGAUUUGACGGAUAAGGAGAAUAAGCUUUUUAGGUAUGCGAUAUAG